AUGAAGGCCUUCAUCUUCCUUGCUCUCCUGGGAGCUGCUGCUGCUUUCCCCACUGAUGAUGAUGAUGACAAGAUCGUUGGGGGCUACACCUGCCAAAAGAAUUCUGUGCCCUACCAGGUGUCCUUGAACUCAGGCUACCACUUCUGUGGUGGCUCCCUCAUCAAUGACCUGUGGGUAGUGUCCGCUGCUCACUGCUAUAAGUCCAAAAUCCAGGUGCGGCUGGGAGAACACAACAUUGAUGUCCUUGAGGGCGAUGAGCAGUUCAUUAACUCAGCCAAGGUCAUCCGUCAUCCCAAGUACAACUCGGGCAACCUUGAUAAUGACAUCAUGCUGAUUAAACUGAACUCCCCCGCCACUGUCAACACUCGUGUGUCCACAGUCUCUCUGCCAACAUCCUGUGCUGCUGCUGGCACUCAGUGCCUCAUCUCUGGCUGGGGCAACACUGACAGCAAUGGCUACAACUACCCGGAGCUCCUGCAGUGCCUGGAGGCCCCCAUCCUUACUGAUGGCGCCUGCAGCAAAGCCUACCCAGGCCAGAUUACCAGCAACAUGAUUUGUCUGGGCUUCCUGCAGGGCGGCAAGGACUCUUGCCAAGGUGACUCUGGUGGCCCUGUGGUCUGCAAUGGAGAACUUCAGGGCAUUGUCUCCUGGGGCUAUGGCUGUGCUCAGAAAGGCAAGCCUGGGGUCUACACCAAGGUCUGCAACUACGUGAACUGGAUUAAGCAGACCAUCGCUACCUACUAG
Molecule: messenger RNA, 744 nt
Organism: Orycteropus afer afer
Lineage: Eukaryota; Metazoa; Chordata; Mammalia; Tubulidentata; Orycteropodidae
Product: cationic trypsin-3-like
Exons: 5
Coding region: 1-744 (247 amino acids)
Biological process (GO): proteolysis
Molecular function (GO): serine-type endopeptidase activity
Source: RefSeq, a predicted model, not a curated record